This is a messenger RNA of Magnolia sinica, 1696 nucleotides long. RefSeq lists its product as uncharacterized. The transcript has a single exon. Bases 425 to 1696 code for a protein of 423 amino acids. The record is from RefSeq and is a predicted model, not a curated record. Gene Ontology annotation, molecular function: protein binding. Gene Ontology annotation, biological process: chloroplast organization. Gene Ontology annotation, cellular component: chloroplast. Lineage: Eukaryota; Viridiplantae; Streptophyta; Magnoliopsida; Magnoliales; Magnoliaceae.
UAUCGUCUCUCCGUACUUUUUCCUCUCCUCCUUUCUCUUUCGUAGCUUGCCCUAGAAGAAAGCCAAAAACCCCAUUCUAGGGUUUCCAAAACCGUUUAGGUCUUCCAUCGUUUGCAUUGGUUUCGUAAUUUCUGCUGUUAUUUUCACUUCCUGAUGAGUAUACAUCCAUUCUCGUAACUGUUUCUUGUGCUGUCGCAAUCGAUUUAGGAUUUAGAAUUUUCUGGUUGGGGAAUAUGAAUUUUUUUGAAUGUUGAAGAUGCCGAGGAAUGUCGACAGAGGGAUGUUAACAUACACGUGGCAAAAUAUGGCUGGUAAUAUGGACCGUUGAUCUGGUGGGCCAACAUGAGGAUUGGCUAAUUGCCUAAAAUCACAAUGGAAGGCCCAAGAGUGCCUCUAUUUUCAUCCGCAGCAUUGCAGAAAGGUCAUGGUGCAUUUUGCAGUUCUUCGCAAACACCAGAUCAAGCUUUAUCUUGUACCUCUUAGAAUAGGUCAUGCAUUGCAAUGCUUGCAAUGCUCUCCCUCAAAAGGCUCACUGAAAAUGAACAGAACAUGCAAGGAAGUUCACCCUUCUUUUGGUGUUUUGGCUACAAAUGACUUUAAGAGGUCUAAGACGUUGCUUGAUAUUUCAAGUAUCUCCAUGGAUGAUUUGAAUGAUUUUGAGACACAGCUGCAAGAGUUCUUCAAUGAAGUCAAAUCUAUGCUGGCAAUGGGGAACAAAGAUGAUGCCAUAGAUCUGCUUCAAGCAAAUUAUUUAGCAGUAAAAGAGCAGAUUGAUGCUGGUUAUAAAGGCAUGGAGCAAGCUGCUAUUCUUGACCUCAUAGCCUUGGGAUACAUGGGUGUUGGUGACUUGGCGUUUGUUGAGUGUCUGUUAGAGAUGCUGUGGGAGAUAGUGGGAAGCAUAGAGAAUGAUGAGCCACUUUUGGAUUCAGUACUGAUGCAUAUGGGAAGCAUGUAUACAACUUUGGGGAAGUUUGAGAAUGCAAUGCUUGCAUAUAGGCGGGAUGUUGAAAUUCUAGAGAGUCUGUUUGGAAAGCAUAGUCCUAUUCUUAUCGCACUACUUAUGGGAAUGGCAAAGGUCUUUAGCUUUAUUGGAAGGGCUACAAAAGCAAUAGAGAUCUACCAUCGGGCGGUCAUGAUUUUGGAAAUGAACAGAGGUGCGGAAUGUGAGGAUCUUGUGAUACCUUUAUGUGGUCUUGGCAAUCUUCUUAUCAAGGAAGGAAAGGCUGCAGAUGCAGAAAUUUCUUUUAAGAGAAUAUUGAGCAUAUAUACAAAGUUAUAUGGAGCCAAUGAUGGAAGAGUAGGAAUGGCUAUGUGUUCCCUGGCCCAUGCCAUGUGUGCAAAAGGAAAUCUCAAUGAAGCUAUUGGUGCAUAUAGAAAGGGUCUUCAGGUUAUUAAGGAUUCUGACUAUAUGGCUUUAGAUGACAAUGUUCUAGAAAAGAUGAGGAUUGACUUGGCAGAACUACUUCAUAUUGCGGGAAGAGAGCAUGAAGGUCGGCAGCUACUGGAGGAGUGUUUGCUGAUCUCUAAAAGGUACAAAGGGAAAGAGCAUCCAGGUUCUGUGACCCACCUUCUAAACCUUGCCAGCUCUUAUUCACGCUCAAAGAAUUUUGUGGAGGCUGAGCGCUUGCUGAGGACAAGUCUUCAGAUCAUUCUUUUAAAAUACUGUAUGAAAAUUGUGUUUUGUGCUCUCAUAUGA